AUGAAGUCCACUUUCCUCACCGUCUUCGGCCUCGCUGCCGCCGCCGUUGCCCAGAGCACCAACCAGCUCCCCCAGUGUGGUCAAACCUGCGCCAGCAACAUGGUCAGCGCUGAGAAGUCCCGCGAGCUUGGAUGUGAUGCUGGUGACGUUAGCUGCCUCUGCACUAACUCCAACUUCAUCUACGGUCUCCGUGACUGCUCCGCUGCUAUCUGCAACGACGAGCAGGCCGCCGCUGUUCUGUCCUACGGCCUCGAGAUUUGCCGCCGAGCUGGUGUCGCGAUCACUACUGGUGCUUCUGGCUCCGUCUCGGCCUCUGCUACUGGCAGCGGCGCCGUACGAACCAUUCUCAGCACCCUGACUGAGAGUGGCUCUACCAUCACCUCCGCCGUCUCCACCAUCAGCGGCACUGCUACUGGCACCGACGCUGCAGAUGUUUCCGUGAGCACCUACACCAGUGUUUUCACCAACUCUGAGGGAGACGAGGUUACCAGCACCAUCAAGGAGAUCCUUGGCGGCCCUGUCCUCACCACCUUCACCUCCGGCGGAUCUACUAUCAUCUCUACCAUCGCUUCCGAGACCGAUUCCGCUGCCACCGACUCUGCUGAUGCUCAGCUCACCACCUUCACCACUGAUGGUACCAAGGUCAUCCGAACUCUCGUCACCGAGACUGCUUCUACCGACUCCACCGACUCCACCGACUCCACCGAUUCUGCGCAGCUCACCACCUUCACCACUGAUGGUACUAAGGUCAUCCGAACUCUGACCACCGUUACCACCGGUACUGAGUCUGGAUCCGAGUCGGUCAGCGAGACUGUUACUGACGCCUCCACCGCCACUGAGGGUGCUACCGACGCUACCGGCACUGAUGCCUCAGCAACUGCCACCACCACCUCGGACAAUGCUGCUAUGGCCAAGAUGACUGGUGCCCCUGCCGGUGUCAUUGCCGCUGCUGGUAUUGCCAUGCUCCUCCUUUAA
Fusarium sp. VM40 is the source of this 975-nucleotide messenger RNA. Lineage: Eukaryota; Fungi; Ascomycota; Sordariomycetes; Hypocreales; Nectriaceae. The record is from the annotation of a GenBank genome assembly.